CGGGGAGGGGCGGAGCUAUGGAGAGGAGGAGGAAGAUGGCGGGCGGGCGGCUCUGAAGAGACCUCGGCGGCGGCGGAGGAGGAGAGAAGCGCAGAGCCGCGCCGCGCCUGGGCCCAUGUGGGGAGGAGUCGGAGUCGCUGUUGCCGCCGCCGCCGCCGCCGCCGCCGCCGCCUGUAGCUGCUGGACCCGAGUGGGAGUGAGGGGGAGACGGCAGGAUGAAGUUCGCCGAGCACCUCUCUGCGCACAUCACUCCCGAGUGGAGGAAGCAAUACAUCCAGUAUGAGGCUUUCAAGGAUAUGCUGUAUUCAGCUCAGGACCAGGCACCUUCUGUGGAAGUUACAGAUGAGGACACAGUAAAAAGGUAUUUUGCCAAGUUUGAAGAGAAAUUUUUCCAAACCUGUGAAAAAGAACUUGCCAAAAUCAAUACAUUUUAUUCAGAGAAGCUCGCGGAGGCUCAGCGCAGGUUUGCUACACUUCAAAAUGAGCUUCAGUCAUCGCUGGAUGCACAGAAAGAAAGCACUGGUGUUACCACGCUGCGACAACGCAGAAAGCCAGUCUUCCACUUGUCCCAUGAGGAACGUGUCCAACAUAGGAAUAUUAAAGAUCUUAAACUGGCCUUCAGCGAGUUCUACCUCAGUCUAAUCCUGCUGCAGAACUAUCAGAAUCUGAAUUUUACAGGGUUUCGAAAAAUCCUUAAAAAGCAUGACAAGAUCCUGGAAACAUCUCGUGGAGCAGAUUGGCGAGUGGCUCACGUAGAAGUGGCUCCAUUUUAUACAUGCAAGAAAAUCAACCAGCUUAUCUCUGAAACUGAGGCUGUAGUGACCAAUGAACUUGAAGAUGGUGACAGACAAAAGGCUAUGAAGCGUUUACGUGUCCCCCCUUUGGGAGCUGCUCAGCCUGCACCAGCAUGGACUACUUUUAGAGUUGGCCUAUUUUGUGGAAUAUUCAUUGUACUGAAUAUUACCCUUGUGCUUGCCGCUGUAUUUAAACUUGAAACAGAUAGAAGUAUAUGGCCCUUGAUAAGAAUCUAUCGGGGUGGCUUUCUUCUGAUUGAAUUCCUUUUUCUGCUGGGCAUCAACACGUAUGGUUGGAGACAGGCUGGAGUAAACCAUGUACUCAUCUUUGAACUUAAUCCAAGAAGCAAUUUGUCUCAUCAACAUCUCUUUGAGAUUGCUGGAUUCCUUGGGAUAUUGUGGUGCCUGAGCCUUCUGGCUUGCUUCUUUGCUCCAAUUAGUGUCAUCCCCACAUAUGUGUAUCCGCUUGCUCUUUACGGAUUUAUGGUUUUCUUCCUUAUCAACCCCACCAAAACUUUCUACUAUAAGUCCCGGUUUUGGCUACUUAAACUGCUGUUUCGAGUAUUUACAGCCCCCUUCCAUAAGGUAGGCUUUGCUGAUUUCUGGCUGGCCGAUCAGCUGAACAGCCUGUCAGUGAUACUGAUGGACCUGGAAUAUAUGAUCUGCUUCUACAGUUUGGAGCUCAAAUGGGAUGAAAGUAAGGGCCUGUUGCCAAAUAAUUCAGAAGAAUCAGGAAUUUGCCACAAAUACACAUAUGGUGUGCGGGCCAUUGUUCAGUGCAUUCCUGCUUGGCUUCGCUUCAUCCAGUGCCUGCGCCGAUAUCGAGACACAAAAAGGGCCUUUCCUCAUUUAGUUAAUGCUGGCAAAUACUCCACAACUUUCUUCAUGGUGACGUUUGCAGCCCUUUACAGCACUCACAAAGAACGAGGUCACUCGGACACCAUGGUGUUCUUUUACCUGUGGAUUAUCUUUUAUAUCAUUAGUUCCUGCUAUACUCUCAUCUGGGAUCUCAAGAUGGACUGGGGUCUCUUUGAUAAGAAUGCUGGAGAAAAUACUUUCCUUCGGGAAGAGAUUGUAUACCCCCAAAAAGCCUACUACUACUGUGCCAUAAUAGAGGAUGUAAUUCUGCGCUUUGCUUGGACUAUCCAAAUCUCGAUUACCUCUACAACUUUGUUGCCUCAUUCUGGGGACAUCAUUGCUACUGUGUUUGCCCCUCUUGAGGUUUUCCGGCGAUUUGUGUGGAACUUCUUCCGUCUGGAGAAUGAACAUCUGAAUAACUGUGGUGAAUUCCGUGCUGUGCGGGACAUCUCUGUGGCCCCUCUGAACGCAGAUGAUCAGACUCUCCUAGAACAGAUGAUGGACCAGGAUGAUGGGGUACGAAACCGCCAGAAGAACCGGUCAUGGAAGUACAACCAGAGCAUAUCCCUGCGCCGGCCUCGCCUCGCUUCUCAAUCCAAGGCUCGUGACACUAAAGUAUUGAUAGAAGACACAGAUGAUGAAGCUAACACUUGAAAUUUCUGAAGUCUAGAUUAAUGUUUGGUUUUCCUACUCUACAAUCCUUUCCUCGACCAACGCAACCUCUAGUACCUUUCCAGCCGAAAACAGGAGAAAACACGUAACACAUUUUCCGAGCUCUUCCGGAUCGGAUCCUAUGGACUCCAAACAAGCUCACUGUGUUUCUUUUCUUUUCUUCUGGUUUAAUUUUAAUUUUGUAUUUUUAAAACAAAUAUUUACUUCAUUUGCCAAUCAGAGGACGUUUUAAGGAACAAAACAUAGUAUCUUAUGGAUUGUUUACAAUCACAAGGACAUAGAUACCUAUCAGGAUGAAGAACAGGCAUUGCAAGGACCCUCUGAUGGGAUGGUACUGAGAUAUCUCGGCUUCCGCUAGGCCCGGUUUUGACUGGUUGAAACCGGACAUUGGUUUUUAAAUUUUUUGUCAGUUUAUGUGGAGAAUUUUUUUCUUUCCUUCAUACCCAGCGCAAAGGCACUGGCCGCACUUGCAGGAAAAGUGCAACUUAAAGCAGUACCUUCAUUCAUGAAGCUACUUUUUAAUUUGAUGUAACUUUUCUUAUUUUGGGGAGGGUUGCUGGGUGGGUGGGAAAUAUGAUGUUAUUUGUUACACAUAGUUUUCUCAUUAUUUAUGAAACUUAACCAUAAGAGAAUGAUAGAACUCCUGUGCAAUGAAGGUAAUAACAGUAAAAGAAGGCAGGGGAAACUUAAUGUUGGAUGACAUUUGUGAGGGUCAGUCCCACAUACCUCUUUCAGGAGACAACUUGCACCAGUUUGACCUUUUCUUUCCUUUAUUUUUAUUUUAAGCCAAAGUUUCAUUGCUAACUUCUUAAGUUGCUGCUGCUUUAGAGUCCUGAGCAUAUCUCUCAUAGCAAGGAAUCACCACACUUCCACACCACUGACUGAAUUUCAUAGAAGUUCUGAUACUUUUUUUAACUUUUUAAGGAACAGAUGUGGAAUAUACUUGCCCAUGUUUCAACCUUAACAGCUAAAGCUAUGCCUUAUUAUGCAUUGGCAUCUAUGGUCACUGUAGCGUGACCUUUCCUGGCUCUGAAUUAGAAGACAGAGCUAUUUCAGAGGCUCUCUGUGCCCUCAAUAGAUAGUUUUUCUUCUAGGUUCAACCACUUUAGCCAGAAUUUGAUCAAAUUAAAACUCUGUCAUGGGGAAACUGUAUUUUUGAGCGCAUGGAACAAAUUAUCUUUCCUCAUGCACAUUAUGUUGAUACAAAAGACCUUGGCAGCCAUUUCUCACAGCAGUUUUAAAGGAUGAACAUUGGAUUUGAUGCCAUCCCAUGAUAGAAAACCUGCUUUAAAAUUUUAGGGAUCUAAAGUUAGUCAUACAUAAAAAGUAUAUGCUUAGAAAUUAUAGACUGUUAUGAUCUGUCCACAGUGCCCGUUGUCACUUCUUUGUCUCAUUUCUUCCCUUUGUUCCUUAGUCAUCCAAAUAAGCCUGAAAACCAUAAGAGAUACCACUUUAUUGAAUAUGGUUGGCAUUAAAUUUAGCAUUUCAUUAUCUAAGGGAAUUAAUAUAAAUUCUAGGACAUGGUAAAAUGUGUUUUAAUAACCCCCAGACCCAGGUGAAAUUUCCAAAGUCAAUACCAGCAGAUUCAUGAAAGUAAAUUUAAUUCUGUAAUUUUCAGCUUAAUUAUUAAAAAAAAAAAAAAAAGGAACAAUACGUGGAAGGCCAGCUAUUACCAUUUGCUUAGUCUUAAAAACAUAUGGUUACUGCCCUUUAUACACUCAUAUCAUCAGCACUUCUCCAGUAAGAUUAAAGUUACUUUUACUAGAAAAUUUUAAUCAAUUAACUGACAGGUAGUUUCUUUUUAAAGCAGUUUCUUCUUAAAGCAGUUUCUUCCAUCUUUAUUCUGACUAGCUUCCAAAAUUUGUUCCCCUUCUGAAUCGAGUUUUUGUUUUGUUCUGUUUUGUUUUUUUUUUUUUUUUCUAAAAAAUCAUACAACUUUGUGCUUCUAUUGCUUUUUUGUGUUUUGUCAAGCAUGUCCCUUGACCCAAAGUGGAAGAGGAAAUGUUUAAUUAAUGUUUUUUUAGUUUAAAUAAAUUGAAUCAUAUAUAAUAAUCAGUGUUAACAAUUUAGUGACCCUUGAUAGAUUAAAGGUUGCAUUAUUUAUACUUGGGAUUUUUUCCCCCUAACUAUUCUGUUUUUUGUACUUUAUGGGGGAAAUAUCACUGGUCUAUCAAGAAACAGCAGUAAUUAUUAGAGUUAAAUUGAAAAGUCCCGUGGACCAGGCAUUUCUUGUACAAAUAAAAUUGGUGGUACUAAUGUGUAUCCAGAGCCAUUUGAAUUGUUAACUUUAUUCCCUCAGUAAAUCUCUGAUGGCACGCAUAGAAUCUUACAGUUGACUUCUGCUAUUUGAAUUCCCCAGUGUUUUUAUGUUAAUGUAUCCUAUGGCCAGUUUAGUUUUUCUUCAACUGUUAUUCUAGGCCCUAAUUAGUCUUAUUUAUUCACAUAUGAUGCAACGACAAAAUGUAAUCCUUUUCUGAAGUGUUUGUCGGAUUCGCAUAGUCUGUUCAAAAAUAAGGCUUGUGUAACUUUCAGCUGGCUCUGAGGCUUAAGUGUGUAUUUAAAUACACAGCUUUAUAUUCCUCUUAAAGCUGUAAAGAGAAAAGAGGGCUCUUCCUCAUUAAGAGAGCUUGGGAGACAAAGCAUACAUUUAAUUUGUUUCUUUCCAAAAAGGCAAUCUUUACUUUCUUCUCCUAAAUUUCAUAUGCUGUGUCCACCCUACAUUCUUUUUGGAGGCGCCCAUGCACUGAAACUCUUAAUAGAACUCUUAAAAAUGCAUAUCA
Molecule: messenger RNA, 5104 nt
Organism: Saimiri boliviensis boliviensis (Bolivian squirrel monkey)
Lineage: Eukaryota; Metazoa; Chordata; Mammalia; Primates; Cebidae
Gene: XPR1
Product: xenotropic and polytropic retrovirus receptor 1
Biological process (GO): phosphate ion transport; cellular response to phosphate starvation
Cellular component (GO): Golgi apparatus; plasma membrane; cytoplasm
Molecular function (GO): inositol hexakisphosphate binding; phosphate transmembrane transporter activity
Source: RefSeq, a predicted model, not a curated record